AUGGAGCCAGUCAGACCAGUUUCACCCCUGCCAGGUGCACCCCGGUCCUUGUCCCUGUCCUUUCUGUCCCUAGCCAAUAAUCGUGUGUGUGUGUGUGUGUGUGUGUGUGUUGUCUACCAGGAGCUGGAGCGGCCUGGCUGUGAAGACUCCCCCAAGGGCACAGACAUGGAGACAGAAGACUACUACAGGAACAACAAACCCAACCAGGACUCUUACUGCUACCAGCUGCUGCAGGAACUCAACAAACAACGCAAAGGAGGUAUCCUCUGUGACGUCAACAUCGUGGUGAGUGGAGAGGUGUUCCGGGCGCACAAGAACAUCCUCGUGGCCGGGAGCCGUUACUUCAAGACCCUCUACUGCCUGACCAAGAGUGAGAACUCAUCCUCGUCGUGUGACCAGACGACCACAGUCACCGUCACCCACCUCGACGUGGCGGCCGGGGCGGGGUUCUCAGUCAUCCUGGACUUCCUGUAUAGCGGUAACCUCCUGCUGACCAGUCAGAACGCCAUCGAGGUGAUGUCCGUGGCCUCCUACCUCCAGAUGACUGAGGUGGUGGGCUCAUGUCGGUCGUUCAUCAAGGAAGCCCUCAACAUCAGCAUCAAGCAGGAGGCCCCCGACUCAGUGGUGGUGGAUUACAACAAGAGGAGAACGGUGGCCAAAGAUGGAGCAGGACAGGUGGGCUCGGACGGCAGCACCAACAAGAAGCCUGGGAGUAACUUCUGGGCCACCAGCAUCCUGUCCAAGCUGUCGAUAAAAGCCAGUGGUCAUGUCAACAAUGGGGACCAGGCAGGGGGAGGCAGCGUGAAGGAGGAGCCCAGUGAUGUGGAGGUGUCUGCGGGGGAGGGCUGCGCCCUGGGGAGCUCCGGCUGGGGCUGCGAGAACUCGUCCGAGUCGGCUGAGAACGAGCCGCCGAGCGUUCCGGGGCCGGUGUUCGUCUGGAACGAGCCGGCUCCCGGGGCGGCGGCGGGCGGGCCGGUGGCAGUGAAGCGGGAAGAUCAGAGGGCGGAGCCGGGUAGCGGGCGGAGGAAAAAACAGAUCACUCGGCGGUUCGUCUACAACAUCCCACCGGAGUCGGAGGAAGGGUUUGACGAAGGGAUGUUCAUCCAGCCCUCAGCCUCCUACCCCAGGGAGGACUUCUCCUUCCUCUCUGAGAACGCAGGUACGUCACCACACCCUCCUCUCACUCACACCAGCAGAUCUUUAGGUAGCCAAUGGUCAGACCAACAGUUCAAAACAAUACAACUUUGUUGUCCAAAUGCACUGCACUAAAUCCCCCCCCCCCACAGACAACACAUGAACGGACCAACAGUUCUUUAGAUGACCAAACAGCAGGCCUGUUUUAGUGAAUGUGUACGUCCUAGCAUUUUCUAUGUAGUUCCUAGUCUGACAUGGUAUGACAACCAUGCCUCUAGUCAUGGCAUUUAAAGUUUGCAGAAGUCUGAGUUAGUUCAGCAUUCAGCCCUGUUCCACAGUGAGUGAGUGAGUGAGUGAGUGAGUGAGUGAGUGAGUGAGUGAGUGAGUGAGUGAGUGAGUGAGUGAGUGAGUGAGUGAGUGAGUGAGAGAGCUAACUAACUAGCUACUGUACGUCCAACACUGACUUGACAUGGCCUCUCUCAGCUAUGGAUGGCAGCGAGUGUGACCAGAUAGUCACCAUACCCAGAGCGGUUCAAAAACUAGUUGAAAUCAUUUCAAAUACUUUAUCUGUGCUCGAUUGAGCUUGCCUGGCUUAAUGGACCAAUAAAAUAAUCCCCAAACUGCAAAAACCCGCCCAUCUGGCACUUCAGGCGGGCUUGAGAUAAUGCUCAAAGUGUUAGAAAAAUGUCAAAUAGUAUUUGAACCCAGGUCUGAUCCAGAGUGAAGGCCAGCCAGCCUGGUAUGCAUAUAUGAGUAUGGCCAGCGUUUUUAAGCUGGCCCACUUCUCUCCUCGCCCUGCCGCCCCAUACCACAGAAACCCUGGGUAAUCUCUAAGUCUAUGAGCCUGUCACAGCCACACACACACACACACACACACACACACACACACACACACAUACAUACGCUCACACACACACACACACACACAUACACAGUCCCAGCUCUGCCCCCCAUUAAGUGGUAUGCUGUAUGGAAUGAUAUCAUGUAUUAAGUGGGGGGUUUUCACUCCUAAUGAAGGAAAGCAGUGGACACAUUCUUCCCUCAGGCUCCUUUAAACACAACACAAAUGAUCUUAGCUCAUGUUCCUCAGGGCACUUUAAUGUAGAGAGGGUUUUCCAGUAACAUGUGUGUGUCAUCAUUAAUGCAACAAUAUGAUUCCCUAAUUUGGCACUUCGACCUCUCCCUUUCUCUCAGUCUCUUCAGCAUAUCAGAGGAAAAUCCCUUCUAAAGUAGUAGUACUUCUAAACUGUACUAGUAUGGAUUACUAUGAGGAGAAGCUGCUGUUUAGCAUGGCUGAGCACUGUAGCAGCAUGGAUCAUGUUCAUUAGGGCACAGCGUUUUGCAACAGAAAAUGAAGAUUUCUUAUUGAACAGGUCUCGAUAGUCUCUCCCUUUUCCAGUCUGUUGUCUUAUGCUUGGUACCGGAAAAACAGGAGCUAUGCUUUAGGUGAACCACAGGGACAUCCCCCCCCUGCUGUACCAUAGCAGAGCUGCUGGAUUCAUGGCUAUAAAGUCUUGGUUCCUCUCCAAACAAGGCUGUUGGAUUGUUUAAAAGGGCGGGCUGCAUGGUUGCUGACUCUUUAUACACACAAGCACACGCACACACAAUAGAUAACUCCCCUCAAUCCCUCGGAGGUGCAAAGCUUUUAAGGUCUGACCCUCUCUCCCUCCCUAAUCCCCCCUAAUGCACUGGGGCUGUCCUCACCAUUCCAAAUAUUGACCCAGGCAGACAGAACAGAGAAUAGGACCCGUGGUCAGGUACUUAACAAUAGGUUCUGAGGGCCAGGCCCUGAGCUAGGGCUAAUUAAGCCUGUUCAGUGAUCCUCAGUGAGGGGCUGAGGGCUCCAUCCUGUCAUUCACUUAUUAAUCCAUAGCCCAGUGGGAGAGGCUGCAGAACAGUGUCCUGGCUAGAAGAAGUGUCCUGCUUACAGCAGUCUAGGGAAUGGAUGACAGAACAUAGGCAGCACCAGGGUCGUGUUCAUCUGGGAUUAGGCACCAGGGUCGUGUUCAUCUGGGAUUAGGCACCAAAUGGAAAGAACGAAGUCAGACAGAAACAGGGAGGGUCUACCUCAGCGACUUGUCCAAUAAGAAACUCUCAUUUUCGUUUUAACUUUAACUUUGUUUUAAAACGUUUUGCGACGGUGUGCCCUGCUGAACAAGACUCCGGGGAUAGGUGGGGCCUGGUGUUUGUGUACGUCCCCCCCCCCCCCCCCCUCAAAGCUUAUUCCCUCUUAUCAUGUCUUUGUUUCACCUCUCACAGAACUGGCCAACCAGAUCCAAUACAGCCUCCUACAAGAGUCCCGGCAAGGGGGGUCCUGGGAGAAUGGUAAGGGUUGUGUUCUCCUGUGAUUAUAGGGGGGUCCUGGGAGAAUGGUAAGGGUUGUGUUCUCCUGUGAUUAUAGGGGGGUCCUGGGAGAAUGGUAAGGGUUGUGUUCUCCUGUGAUUAUAGGGGGGUCCUGGGAGAAUGGUAAGGGUUGUGUUCUCCUGUGAUUAUAGUGUAUAGUAGUUGGCUCAUUGUCUGUUCAGAAAUACACUUCCAGUCCAAAGUUUGGACACACCUACUCAUUCAAGGGUUUUUCUUUAUUUUGACUAUUUUCUACAUUGUAGAAUAAUAGUGAAGACAUCAAAACUAUGAAAUAACACAUAUGGAAUCAUGUAGUAAACAAAAAGGUGUUAAACAAAUCAAAAUAUAUUUUAUAUUGGAGAUUCUUCAAAUAGCCAACCUUUGCCUUGAUGACAGCUUUGCACACUCUUGGCAUUCUCUCAACCAGCUUCACCUGGAAUGCUUUUCCAACAGUCUUGAAGAAGUUCCCACAUAUGCUGAGCACUUGUUGGCUGCUUUUCCUUCGCUCUGCUGUCCGACUCAUCCCAAACCAUCUCAAUUGUUUUUUUGUUUUUUUAGGGGGUAGAUCAGCUUUAAUAUUUCAGAAAGAUUGUAACUUCCAUCAAUGUAAUUGUCUGCAUCACUUCCAAUCUCCCAUAUGUUUUUUUUUUGCGCAAAUAUACAGUGGGGGAAAAAAAGUAUUUAGUCAGCCACCAAUUGUGCAAGUUCUCCCACUUAAAAAGAUGAGAGAGGCCUGUAAUUUUCAUCAUAGGUACACGUCAACUAUGACAGACAAAUUGAGAAAAAUAAAUCCAGAAAAUCACAUUGUAGGAUUUUUUAUGAAUUUAUUUGCAAAUUAUGGUGGAAAAUAAGUAUUUGGUCACCUAAAAACAAGCAAGAUUUCUGGCUCUCACAGACCUGUAACUUCUUCUUUAAGAGGCUCCUCUGUCCUCCACUCGUUACCUGUAUUAAUGGCACCUGUUUGAACUUGUUAUCAGUAUAAAAGACACCUGUCCACAACCUCAAACAGUCACACUCCAAACUCCACUAUGGCCAAGACCAAAGAGCUGUCAAAGGACACCAGAAACGAAAUUGUAGACCUGCACCAGGCUGGGAAGACUGAAUCUGCAAUAGGUAAGCAGCUUGGUUUGAAGAAAUCAACUGUGGGAGCAAUUAUUAGGAAAUGGAAGACAUACAAGACCACUGAUAAUCUCCCUCGAUCUGGGGCUCCACGCAAGAUCUCACCCCGUGGGGUCAAAAUGAUCACAAGAACGGUGAGCAAAAAUCCCAGAACCACACGGGGGGACCUAGUGAAUGACCUGCAGAGAGCUGGGACCAAAGUAACAAAGCCUACCAUCAGUAACACACUACGCCGCCAGGGACUCAAAUCCUGCAGUGCCAGACGUGUCCCCCUGCUUAAGCCAGUACAUGUCCAGGCCCGUCUGAAGUUUGCUAGAGUGCAUUUGGAUGAUCCAGAAGAGGAUUGGGAGAAUGUCAUAUGGUCAGAUGAAACCAAAAUAGAACUUUUUGGUAAAAACUCAACUCGUCGUGUUUGGAGGACAAAGAAUGCUGAGUUGCAUCCAAAGAACACCAUACCUACUGUGAAGCAUGGGGGUGGAAACAUCAUGCUUUGGGGCUGUUUUUCUGCAAAGGGACCAGGACGACUGAUCCGUGUAAAGGAAAGAAUGAAUGGGGCCAUGUAUCGUGAGAUUUUGAGUGAAAACCUCCUUCCAUCAGCAAGGGCAUUGAAGAUGAAACGUGGUUGGGUCUUUCAGCAUGACAAUGAUCCCAAACACACCGCCCGGGCAAUGAAGGAGUGGCUUCGUAAGAAGCAUUUCAAGGUCCUGGAGUGGCCUAGCCAGUCUCCAGAUCUCAACCCCAUAGAAAAUCUUUGGAGGGAGUUGAAAGUCUGUGUUGCCCAGCGACAGCCCCAAAACAUCACUGCUCUAGAGGAGAUCUGCAUGGAGGAAUGGGCCAAAAUACCAGCAACAGUGUGUGAAAACCUUGUGAAGACUUACAGAAAACGUUUGACCUGUGUCAUUGCCAAUAAAGGGUAUAUAACAAAGUAUUGAGAAACUUUUGUUAUUGACCAAAUACUUAUUUUCCACCAUAAUUUGCAAAGAAAUUCAUAAAAAAAUCCUACAAUGUGAUUUUCUGGAUUAUUUUUUCUCAUUUUGUCUGUCAUAGUUGACGUGUACCUAUGAUGAAAAUUACAGGCCUCUCUCAUCUUUUUAAGUGGGAGAACUUGCACAAUUGGUGGCUGACUAAAUACUUUUUUUCCCCCACUGUGUAUGUGUGUAUAUAUAUAUAUAUAUAUAUAUAUAUAUAUCUAUAUAUAUAUAUAUAUAUAUAUAUAUAUAUAUAUAUAUAUAUAUAUAUAUAUAUAUAUAUAUAUAUACACUGAUUCGAUAUUACUAAACACAUACUUAUGACAGAUUUUGUUUUCAAACCUUAUGUCGUGAACCUAAUUUGGUGGCUGGUUAAUAUGAUGGUGAUGAUCAAUGAUCGGAAUACUUACAGUAUUGUAGGUUGCUCUGGAUAGGAGCUAACUGACUAAAAUGUAAAUAUCCCCCAAGAUGGUGUUGUGAAUAGCACUGUAGCUAGUUGAGCACAGCACAGGUGACCUGCUUUUCCUCAGCCCCCUGGCGACCUGGCCUGCUUGACAACGCUUUUGUUUAGUGCGUCUUGGCUCAAACAAAGACAAAGGCAGGACCCUAUCAUUCAGCUGUCUGUGACGUGAGCCUAGCCAGCCAAAUCAAUAGUUUAACUAGAGUCACAUCUACAGUUGUCCCUUAGGUGGUUUAGAUGUUAGGAGGGUGGUAUGACGUCACUACACAUUUCUCACAUACUAGAUUUGUCAAACAUCUUUCUUCACAAUUGUGUAAAUUGCUUAUCGAGGCUGUACUAUUUGAACACUUUAACCUGGUGUGUUGACAUCUUGUGAAAUGUUAAUAGCAGCUGAGGCACAGCAUUUUUUUUUAGAUAUUCUUUCCUAACUACACAUGUGGAAUGUUUUAUGUCAGUGGGCUAAUGGUAAAACAAGAUUUCGGUAGAGAAAUCAAAUUAUACUUAUUACCCUAGACAUUAGUGUUGCCAUGACAACUGACGCAGUUGAGUAUUUAACGGUUUCUGAGUGAGUGUUUUUCCAUCCCAUAAACACCAUAGUAAACAUGAUAUCCUCUCACUGAGGAUUCAACCACACACACAACCCCUCAUCCCACCACCACACCCAACACCUCCUCUCUUUUAUUGGGAAGGGAAGAACCAAGGGGCUCCACCGCCAGAGACUGGAGUGGCUCUACAAAUGACUGCCCCCAAUUCCACUCUUCAUUGUCUGUGUCAACUGAUUAGAAAGCAACCUCCUGCCUGAUAACCUGUGUUUUUCUCUCAGGCGAGUCGUCCGACAUAGCCCUGAAUAAGCUGAAGUGUCCCCACUGUAACUACAUCGCUAAGCACCGGAGAACACUAAAGAGGCAUCUCAUCAUCCACUCCGGUGUCCGCUCCUUCAGCUGCGACAUCUGUGGCAAGCUGUUCACCCGCAGAGAGCACGUCAAGAGACAUUCCCUGGUAAGACCCUACACCCUGCCCUACACCCUUCCCUAAAACACCCAGUACCUCCCCUAGCUGUUCACCCACAGAGAGCACGUCAAGAGACAUUCCCUGGUAAGACCCUACACCCUACCCUAACUGUUCAUUCCCUGGUUAGACCCCACACCCUACCCUAACUGUUCAUUCCCUGGUUAGACCCCACACCCUACCCUAACUGUUCAUUCCCUGGUUAGACCCUACCCUAACUGUUCAUUUCCUGGUUGGACCCUACACCCUACCCUAACUGUUCAUUUCCUGGUCAGACCCGACACCCAUAUCACCAUAUCAAAUCAAAUGUUAUUUGCCACAUGCGCCAAAUACAACAUGUGUAGACCUUACAGUGAAAUGCUUACUUACAAGCCCUUAACCAACAAUGCAGUUUAAAAAUAGAAAAUAAGUGUUAAGUAAAAAAUAAGAUAUAGAUAAGUAGAAAAUAGCAAAUAAUUAAAGAGCGGCAGUAAAAUCAAAUAACAGUAGGGAGGCUAUAUACAGGGGGUACCGGUACAGAGUCAAUGUGGGGGGGGCACCGGUUAGUCGAGGUAAUUGAGGUCAUAUGUUCAUGUGGGUAGAGUUAAAGUGACUAUGCAUAAAUAAUGAACAGAGUAGCAGCAGCGUAAAAGAGGGGGUUGGGGUGAGGUGUGGUGGUGUCCCUCUGGUGUAGUGUCCCUCUGGUGUAGUGUCCCUCUGGUGUAGUGUCCCUCUGGUGUAAUGUCCCUCUACACCAGGAGUAUCCAACAGGUCAAUAGAGAGCUAACAGUGGCUACCAGCCCACCUAUGAGUAGCUCACCAAUCAAUUCUGAAAGUACAUGUAUUUUUCACGUGUUUCACAGCAAACUGUCAUAAACAACUCUCACAAGUAUCAGACACAUCAAGCUCCCGGCUACUAUCCAAUCAAAUCCACAUUGACAUAAUCCCACCCCUAGUUAGCCACUAUUGGCUUAAAAAGCCAAAUGUACCACAAUAUCUGCCAAUACAUUUUCAGCAAUAUCGCCCGUCUGUCUGUGACGUGCGCGCUUGUCUGUCUAUCAUUCACUUUGUGUAUCCAGUUAGGGAUCAUGAUAACAGUCUUGUGGAGACUUUCCCCAAAAACCUUCUCAAUUAAAUGUUAACUGCAAAGUAAGCAUACCCGGCGCAAUCAUGAUUGUUUGCAUCAAUCGGGUGGGCUUUUGUUUGUCUGUCAUGACAUAUGUAGCAGCAAAAGCAUCACUAGACCAGCACAAUCCUCUGUCGCAAAAUUCGCAAUUAAAGGGGUAUUACACUCAAAUCAAAAUGUUUACAUUAAUUUUUUUACUCAAAAGUAUCUUCUGAUAUGAUUUCAGCAUUGACAUGGACUCCCACUCAAAAAGUGAAGCGGGCAGGGCAAAGAAGAGAUAGAGAGAGUGAGAGAGAGAGAGAGAGAGAGAGGAGAUAGAGAGAGAGAGAUCCUAGAUUAGAUAGAUAUAGAGAGUAGAUAAGUAGCUCUUAUCAUAUAUCAUAUCUUCAUCUACGAUAUUCAUUCUCUCUAUAUAUCUCUAUCUCUUCUCUGUUCUCUCUUCUCUCUCUGUCUGUUGUCUGUCUGUAUCUGUCUAUGUGUUGUCUCUGUCUCUGUCUCUCUGUAUCUGUUCUGCUCUGUUCUAGUUCUGUAUCUAUUGUCAUCUGUCUUCUCUCUCUCUAUCUCUCUCUCUCUAUUCUCUCUCUAUCUCUCUUCUCUCGCUCUCUCUGUAUAUGUCUAUGAUCUGUACUGUUUGGGAGAGUAUCGUUCGGUCUCUGUUUGUCUUCUGUCUUCUCUCUCUGUCUGUCUCUCUCUCUGUCUCUCUCUCUGUCUCUCUUUCUCUCUCUCUUUCUCUCUCUCUUUCUCUCUCUCUUUCUCUCUCUCUCUCUCUUUCUCUCUCUCUCUCUCUCUCAUUUCAAUUCAAGGGCUUUAUUGGCAUGGGAAACGUGUGUUAACAUUGCCAAAGCAAGUGAAGUAGAUAGUAACUCCUCUCUCUCUCUCCCUCCCCCACCCUUCCUCUGUAACUGUCGCCACCCUUCCUCUAUGUAGAAGUCUCUCCCAUGACUUUAGCUGGAUUGGGGGAGUGUCAGUUUCACAUUCAUAUUUCAGCCUUAACUUAUGGUUUUCAACUUUCGUAUUUAUGAUGAUUCCAAGAUCUUUCCUGGAGUUUCUCAUUUCCAAGUUUAUAAUUAUUCUGACAGCACAUGAACGCAGCAUUAACCCUUGUCUCCCACCCCCCCCAUCCCUACAGGUGCACAAGAAGGACAAAAAGUACAAGUGCAUGGUGUGCAAAAAGAUCUUCAUGCUGGCGGCCAGCGUGGGGAUACGGCACGGCUCACGGCGCUACGGCGUGUGUGUGGACUGUGCCGACUCCCACCAGGCCACGCAGGAGGGCCUGGAGACCCUGGAGGGGUUCGUUCGCGAAGACGACGACUUCGAGGGGGAGGAGCCUGACGAGGGGGAGGAGCCUAACGACAACGACCAAACCAACUUGGAGGAGGGCGACACUGGUGCCGCCCCAGAGGACGACUAG
This is a messenger RNA of Coregonus sp. 'balchen', 9548 nucleotides long. Lineage: Eukaryota; Metazoa; Chordata; Actinopteri; Salmoniformes; Salmonidae. The record is from the annotation of a GenBank genome assembly.